CUACUCCGUAUAUCGUGGCGGCCGCAUCGAAGCCACGAAGGACAGUGCUCGUGUUCCAUCCUAGCUUCAGUGUUGCUUUGUCUCCAGUGCUCACACCAUUUGUGUUUGAAUACCGCGUAUAUCAAAUAUCCGGUAUAAGGCACCUGGCCCUAUCUUGCGAUGGGGGACGGAGCGAGGAAGUAUGGACUUUGGCAAGACAUCCUGCUCAUCGCGCUCUCGAGCUUCUCAGCAUACUAUGUCGCGAAGAGCGUGAUAUCAAGCCUUCACUUUGGGAGCGAUCCGGAGAAAGAGCAGCAUGAACAAGCACGCAUCAAAGCUGCCGCUAAUCUACGAAGAUUAAAUAAAUCACUCGACGAUCCUAGCCAGCAGCAUGAUCCGGAUAGGAGGGACGGUAACGCAUCGCGAACGCGGAAAGAAGAGUUGGUAUUGGAUCAAUAUGAAAAUCAAAUAGCAAUGGAAGUCGUUGCCCCCGAGGACAUACCCGUUGGUUUCGAUGAUAUUGGGGGGUUGGACGAUAUCAUCGAAGAACUCAAAGAAUCGGUUAUAUAUCCCCUGACUAUGCCUCACUUAUACUCUCACUCGUCACCUCUUCUUGCCGCGCCGUCCGGUGUGCUUCUAUACGGCCCUCCUGGAUGCGGCAAAACCAUGCUUGCAAAGGCACUGGCGCACGAGAGUGGAGCAUGUUUUAUCAAUCUACAUAUUUCAACCUUGACGGAAAAGUGGUAUGGUGAUUCGAAUAAGUUGGUCCGGGCGGUGUUCUCCUUGGCACGGAAACUGCAACCAAGCAUCGUUUUCAUCGACGAAAUAGACGCUGUGCUUGGGCAAAGACGGAGCGGAGAACAUGAGGCGAGUGGUAUGGUGAAGGCGGAAUUUAUGACGCUCUGGGACGGUCUUACCUCCUCGAACGAGGCAGGACUUCCUGCCCGCAUUCUGGUUCUUGGCGCCACGAACAGAAUACAAGACAUCGACGAAGCCAUUUUGCGGAGAAUGCCGAAGAAGUUCCCAGUUUCACUGCCCUCCAAAUCGCAACGACGACGUAUCUUGAAACUUAUCCUGAAAGACACAAAGAUUGAUCAAGAUCAGUUCGAUAUCGAAUACCUUACGCAGGUUAUGGCAGGCAUGUCAGGUAGCGAUAUCAAGGAAGCAUGUAGAGAUGCAGCUAUGGUCCCUGUCCGAGAGUUCAUCAGAGCGCAACGCGAGCGAGGGGUCUCCAUGGCUGGCGUGCAGGCUGAAUCUGUUCGUGGGAUAAGAACAGAAGAUUUCUUUGGAAGGAAAGGAGGUGUGCAGGUGGUGAGGGACACCACGGCGCAAGACUCCAGUGAGCGCUCUGAACAGCAGAUUAAUGCAGGCUCUAGCGAUGAAUACGAGGACGUUGAAGACAGCGAGCCUUCGGCAGCUUCGCUGGGUUAGUUAUAAUUGUAGGUUAUAGGCGUUUUCUGGAGGGGUGGGUGCAUAGCGUAGAGAGAGAGAGAGCAGGGAAGAUCUAAAGUUGCGG
Molecule: messenger RNA, 1495 nt
Organism: Amorphotheca resinae ATCC 22711
Lineage: Eukaryota; Fungi; Ascomycota; Leotiomycetes; Helotiales; Amorphothecaceae
Exons: 4
Coding region: 160-1410 (416 amino acids)
Cellular component (GO): mitochondrial outer membrane
Molecular function (GO): ATP binding; ATP hydrolysis activity
Source: RefSeq, a predicted model, not a curated record